Molecule: messenger RNA, 2605 nt
Organism: Notolabrus celidotus (New Zealand spotty)
Lineage: Eukaryota; Metazoa; Chordata; Actinopteri; Labriformes; Labridae
Gene: slc25a34
Product: solute carrier family 25 member 34
Exons: 6
Coding region: 375-1415 (346 amino acids)
Source: RefSeq, a predicted model, not a curated record
CAGCGAGCUCUCAUUGGCUGUGACAUGAGACAGGGGGAGGAGUCUCAUACAAUGAAUGUGCUGAGGACACAUGUUUACAAUGAUGGGGGAGAGAGGAAGAAUGGAGCUGCACAGGAGGACCACUCAAUACUAUGGUGCCUCCCCUGGACAAACUUCUUGUAAGGGAAGCUAACAAAAGCCACUGAAAGACGCUAAAAAGUCACACUGGACUGCAGUAUCACAAGGGAAAGAUAUUAAAUGAGUCAUCAUCCCAAAAGCUUGUUUGUAACCUCACUGUUUGGUCCAAGCACAACUCUCUAUACCAGUUCCAUAACAACCUCAGACAAGUCAUCACAAGGACUCAGAGAACACACUGUGAAGAUCCUCUCUCAGGAAUGACCAGUGCUCGGCUGCUGAAAAAAUCAGAAGAGUCAGUUUUUGGAGCUCAGUCUUCUCACAGGAUGGCUUCCACUGUGUCUGCUGUCCCCCGUGGCGUCUUCGGCCCUUCACGGCCUCCUCCAGCUGUCUGGCCUCCUCUAGACUUUGCCCUGGGUGCUCUCGCCUGCUGUGCCGCCUGCGUGUUCACCAACCCUCUGGAGGUAGUGAAGACCCGCCUGCAGCUGCAGGGAGAGCUUCGUGCUAGGGGAUCCUACCAGAGACACUACCGGGGAGUCCUGCAGGCCCUCUGGGUGGUGGGCCGCACAGACGGGCUCAGGGGCUUGCAGAAGGGGCUCUCAGUGGGGCUGAUGUACCAGGGUGUGAUGAACGGUGUGAGGCUGGGCUCCUACUCUUACUGUGAAGCUCUGGGGGCUACAGCGUUGCACGGAGGGAGUCUAUUGUCAGGGGCAGUGGCUGGGGCGCUGGGUGCCUUCAUUGCCUCUCCUGCUUACCUGGUGAAGACCCACCUGCAGGCUCAGAGUAUGGAAGCAAUAGCAGUGGGCCACCAGCAUAACCACCUGGGGGCGUCUGAUGCCUUUGCUACCAUCUAUAGAAAGGAAGGUGUGAUUGGACUUUGGAGGGGGGUGAAUGGGGCCGUGCCUCGAGUCAUGGUGGGAUCAGCUGCUCAGCUGGCAACCUUCACCUCGGCCAAGGACUGGGUGUCACAUUCCCAGUGGUUCAGUCCAAACAACUGGCUCACAGCUCUGAUAGCUGCCAUGGUUAGUGGUGUUGCCGUGGCGGUCACCAUGACACCAUUUGAUGUUAUAAGUACGCGUCUUUACAACCAGCCGGUGGAUGAGUCUCAUAGGGGCCGUCUGUAUCAUGGAUUUUCAGAUUGUCUACUGAAGGUGUGCCAAGCUGAAGGCCUGCUGGGGUUGUAUAAAGGAAUGGGUCCUGUAUUCGUACGCUUGGCCCCUCACACUGUCCUCAGCAUGCUGUUCUGGGAUGUGAUGAGACAACAGACAGUGAAGGACAAACAGAGCCAGGGAAGGAGCUAAAACAUUCUAAACUACCGCAGAUGAUGGUCUGAAGAGGACUCAACUAUGGAUAUUAAAGUGGUCCAUCAAUUAAUGAAAGAUGAUAGGACUCCUAUCAUCCCAGCAAUAGGAGUCUCAUUUCUGAUAUGAAGCUAAAGUUGAUAGUGUAUAAGCUUAGCUUAGGAGAAAGACUAGAAACGGGUAAAAUAUGUUACAGCUUUAGCCCAAAGGUAACAUGAAAGCUUAAAACACCUCUAAAAGCUCACUUACACAUACUAUCUGACAGGUUGACGGACUUAGACUGUCUUGGCUAUGAUGCUAACUUCUUUGAGUCUCAGCUGGUUUCCUCACAUUGCAGCCAAACCAGUAACAAAUGUAAAAUUGUCAUUAAGGCUUUCUGCACAGGUUAAACUCAACAAGUUGACAUUAUUAAUCAACAUGUUAAGCUUUGAGUUUGAGAGAUGCUAGGAUUGGCCUUUUGUAACUGUGGAGCCAAGCUAGCUGUCCUUUUUUCCUCAGAUGUUGCGGUAAGCUAUUUAAAACUAAGCUAGGCCAAAACCUUACGGCUACAGCUUUAUAUUCAGCCUAACGCUAGGAAAGCAGCAUUGGUUGUCUCAACCGUUUGCCAGAUGGUCAAUAAUAGUAUUUACCUACGUGUCACACUCUUCUUGAGGCACUAGUGGCACUUCAGUCUGAAGAUAGGAACUGAUGAACAUUGAAGUAGCAACUUGAAGUUGGACUCAAGCUGCAAAGAUUCUAACAAAAAUUUCAGGGGUUUUGAUCAAAUGUCUACAACAAGAAUUUAUUGAUAAACUAUCUGAAGUUGCCUUCAUACCUCAAAUCAUAUCGGAACAAACCAGGUCUUAGAAAGUCUUCCAGUAAGAAGCUAAAAUGAGGAAAUAUUGGCUUGUUUUUAAUGGACUGCAUUUGACCUUAGGGAAUAUGGUCGUACAUCAGGCCUAUGAGUCAACAUGGCUGCUGUAUUUGGGUUUUUCAAAGUUGAAUUCAUAACUCUAGUUGCCUUAUCUGUUAAUUGUUUGGAGGAACUUCUGAUAAACAUGCCUUUAUUAACUAACACAAACUACUGGUACCUUAAGCACAAUUGUAUUUGAUGUGAUGUUUUUAUGUACAGUAAUAAAAUCUGUGAGUACUUUAAGCCUUUAAAAAGCACUAAGUGAUAAUAAUAAAGACUUUUUUUGUAUGAAAUGUAA